AUGAGUUUGUACGUGAUUUCAAUAUUAUUGUUACAUUUUUCCCAUUCGCUCGUAUUUUUAUUUUUGAUAUUGUUGGAAUUUUGAAUGUUGAUAAUGAGUGAGAUGAAAUUAAGUGGAUAACUUAAUUAAAUUUUUCUUAAACUCAUUUUUAUUUAUUUAUUUGUUUAAUUUAUUCUUUGAGAGAAAAAAAAAGUCUCACUGAAAAAUGAGUACAUUUUAAUUUUGCAUAUUAGUUAAAUUUAUUGAAUAGAUUAUUUUUCUUAACUUAUGUUAUAAUUAUUGUUCUGUAUAAUAUAAUAUGUGAUAUUGCAUAAAUAAUAAUUUAUAAUAUUUUUAAUGUAGGGGAGAGUGUUGUACCUUGGACCGCUUGUACCUUGGACUAAUGUAAAUAUUUUAUAAAAUAUUGGGAGAAAACAAAAUCUCAUGGAUGAAAUUUACGUCAUUAGUUCUACUACAAUAAAUAAUUUAGAUAAUGAUAAGAAAAAUGCGCGUAUUUUUUUGAUAAGCAGCAAACCAUUUCUUUAAAAAAAAAAAAACAAUUUUUAAAAUUUAAAACAUGAUUUGUUAUGUUCUAAUUUUUUAACUCAAAUUGAUAAGAUUAGUACAAUUAAAAUGCCUAGAAGCAAACGAGGUAUUAAAAGAGUAUUACCCAAUCAAACUCAUUUAGAGAGUGCUGUUAAUGAUGUUCAAGCAAAGAAUCUAACACUAUCAGAAGCUGUGAGUAUUUAUAAUGUAUCUAAAACCACAUUGUUACGGCACAUUAAAUUGUUCAAGAGUUUGAAUACAGAUAAUUAUAAGUACACAUCCAAAAUUAAUCAUCGUCAAGUAUUCACAGUAGAUGAAGAAAAAAAAUUAGUUGAAUACUUAAAAAUGUCUGCGAGGUUACAGUACGGUCUUACCAAAACUGAUACUAGAAAAUUAGCAUAUCAGUUUGCAGUUAGUAAUGGUAAACAUGUGAAAGAAUGGGAUAAAUCUGAAGAAGCUGGCAAGGAAUGGAUGAGAGGUUUUUUUAGCCGCAAUAAUACACUAUCCCUCAGGAAACCUGAGCCUACUAGUAUGUCACGAGCCACCAGCUUUAAUAAAUUUAAUGUUUCUGCUUUUUUCAACAAUCUUAUUAAUUGUUUAUCCCGAAGUCAUUUUACUCCUGAUCGUAUUUAUAAUUUGGAUGAAACAGGGAAUUCUACAGUCCAUGUACCUCCAAAAAUCAUUGCCACUAAGGGGAGUAAACAAGUUGGCUGUAUGACCUCAGGUGAACGGGGCAUAAAUGUUACCAUGAUUUGUGCUAUAAAUGCUGCUGGGAACCAUGUUCCACCCAUGAUUAUAUUUCCAAGGAAAAAAUGUACAGAUCCUAUGUUGUUACAUGUACCACCGGGUACAAUUUGA
Daktulosphaira vitifoliae (grape phylloxera) is the source of this 1383-nucleotide messenger RNA. RefSeq lists its product as uncharacterized. The record is from RefSeq and is a predicted model, not a curated record. Gene Ontology annotation, molecular function: DNA binding. Gene Ontology annotation, cellular component: nucleus. Lineage: Eukaryota; Metazoa; Arthropoda; Insecta; Hemiptera; Phylloxeridae. Bases 613 to 1383 code for a protein of 256 amino acids. The transcript has 2 exons.